AUGCGCCCUUGCUAUUAUUGUCUUGCCUGACCAUAAGACUAUCCUGAAGUAAUGAUAACAGUAUAAACAGGAGAGUAAAAAUUGUAAAAGAAAGUUCGGACUAAUUGAUUCAUUGCGUCUUUUUGCGAAGCCGAAUUCGAGGAGGUUAUGUGCUGUAAUAAGAGUGCAGGGCGCAUGCAUUCGCUCCGUGAUCUGAUCAGAAAGAAAAUAUCCAAUAAAAUGCGCCAAGUAACCUCUAUGGAUAGGGCGAGGGUAACGUAUUAUCUAUGCCCCUGUACAAACUUGUUCAUCGUCCCUCAAAUCCCUCGAGACCAGUUCUACAAGAGUACCUACAAGAAUAAUUCUAUAAAUAUAUAUGCAGUGAAAUCCAAAAAGAAAAACCGUAAGAAUCAUAACUUCCCCGCCCUUGCCUGCACCCAAACCCCAUACGCCUCCGCACAAACAAUCUUCCUCUUAACCCAUUCAAGCUGGCCCUUCCCCCUCCCCUUAGCCUCCCCUUCCUCCUGCACAAGCUGUCCGCGCAUGAAAACCUUCCGCCCCUCCCUCGCCACACACCACGCCUUCACAACAGCCAUGCCGGGAACCCGCACGGGUUUCCGGUACCUAAUAUCCAGCUGCGCCGUGUAUAGCCGCGCGCGCUCCACGCCCUCGUUCUCGUGGUAGCCCGGGAUAUGUAGCGAGACGGCUAGGGACAUGAUUUCGUCAAGUAAGGUGGCGACGACGCCGCCGUGUGCUGUGCUUGGGUGGCCGCUUAUGCCCGGCGAGCCGAGCGCGAAGAGCGCGAAGAGGUCGACUUUGCUUGAAUGGAUUGGGGUUGUCUUGGGUGCGUUGGGGCCUGUGGCCGGGGGGGGGAAAGUCGUAUAUGGCGGUUUUGUCGGGGGUGUGUCUGGGUGCUUCUUGCGCAGGGUCAGGCAGUAGGGGAUUGUGGUUGGCGAGCCGAUUGUGUGGGCAAAGAAGGCGUCUUCGCCGGUUGAAAGGUCGGAGGAUCUGGAGUAUGUUUCUACGGCGGUGUGGGUGGAGAGGUUAAGGAAGCUGGAGGUCCAGGGGUCCGAUUGGAAGUGGUUGAGGGUUUCCGCGGGGACCUCGUAGGCCGGAUGGUCCAUGGGUGUAGGUGAGGAAGACAUGGCUGCGGUUUUUAUUUUCAAUUUUUCAAUUUAUCUAUUUCUUUAUCCCUUUUCCUGGUAGAAGGAUGAUUCCUCUGAAUGAGGCGCGGAUUCCCUAGCGGAGCUGCCGAGAGCUGUUGAUCAAUUGGCAGAUUGGGAACGCUUCUGGAGAUAGACGUAUGAAGGAAACGAAUAUCAACCGCAUCAUAGCCAGGAAUGCUUUUCAUCUACUUCCUGUUAUUGUUUUCUUGUAUCUUCUCCUUUUUCUAUUCCGCCAAGCCAGAUACCGUUAUCAGAGUUGUCAGAGCCCAGUUGGACCUCGGCUCGGGAGUUAGGGCUUUGCCUUUGCUUCUCUGCGGGGAAAACUGAUCGCCAGCUUCCAUGUCGGACACACAAUAUGGAGUACUAUGGCAAGAAGACAUUGCUGACCGCUUCCGCAAGUAUCCCGCGUGUUUCGUUGUUGGAAUAGAGUUUAUGCAGAGCUGCAGAAUGCACAGAGCGCAAAAUUGAGAGAAGAUCGCUGGAUCGAAGCUGAUAGCAGUGAUAGGCGGGACGGACCGGACGCUAAAGAAUAACUCUAUCGGACCCGCCAUAAAAGUUAGCUGGCCUUCAUUUGCCUGAAGGGACCCAUUGAAGAGGCAAAGGAGUGAAAAAAAAAAAAAAAAAAAGCCUGCUGUAUGUGCGAACAUCGAGGGGGAGGAAACGCCUCUUUUCCCCUGUUUCAUUAACAGCGGAUAUGAAGGCAUGGCGGAUGCUGGCAUGAUACAAACCGUGGAGGUUUCAUGAUUGCUGAUAACACCUCCGUUCUCAUAUGCCAACGAUGAGGUGAGCAAGCCACGAGCAGCCCAAUUGGCUGAAAAGGUGAGUCCUUCCCAGCAUGGGGAAACCAUGGCUUAACUAACCGGGAUACGCUAGCUAGCCAUGCUAAUGACAUAUGACAAGUUGGCGCGCUCAAUUUCCUCAAGGGACAACGAGACAGGGAGGGAGAGGGAGGAAUACUACUGAUGAGUGCAAUUGGUUGGUUUUCGUUGAAUUGAAGAAAGAAAGAAACCCUGUGGGUAAUGUGUUAGAUGACCGGUGGGGACAGUACAGAGUAUUCAGCCAAAAAAAAAAUGAGCAUUUCCAACAGGAUUACUUCGUCGUCCCUGUUUUUUGUUGUUAGUUGUUAGCGUCCCUUUGAGGCAAGAUGAAAAGAGGAGAAAAAAAGCUUGGAAUGCCCCGGCGGUGUAACUGUGCCAACCAGAAUAAUAUCCUUCGUGAUCCAUAUUAUUGGCAGAUACACCCCGCCCCAUACAAAAUUGUAUGGUAGCACAAGUCACUGUCCAACCGGGAACAGCAUCGCUAGUUUGCAAAUAUCCCCAUUGGGUAGGAAGGAGCCCGCCUGCAGUGGAAAUUGUUGGCUGUUAUUUAUGCGCCGUUCCUUCCGCACCUUCAUUUUUGCCUGUUUGGGCUUUUGCGCACUUUCCAAGGCUCUUCCUCAGGCAAUUGCGCUGAUUCUUCCUCCGAUUCUUUUAUCUCCAACGGUCACUGUGUAUCCAUUCCGCGCAGCAUUCAAUUACAUAGUGGUACAGUACAGUACAUUCACUGCACAUAUUAUUCUCUGAGAUAUUGGAUGGCAACGAGCACCACAGCAACUACCACCACCACCACAACAACAAGGGCAACAAUAACAACGAACGCAGAGUUCUGAAGAUAGUUCGCGCUCUCAACCUCAACCAAGCAAAACCCAGCCAGUUAGUCGCAUUGGCAAAAAAAUAUUCCUUAGCUGUAUACUGCUCUAGUCGACCGACUUCAAUCGCGACUCUGCCGAAACCCAUCUUCAAAUUCUGUUGCGCUUCGUUCCUAUCUGUAGUUAGCUGAGGCCGCUCACACACUGUGACAAUGUUGCUCUCCACUGUUGUCUUCUCGCUCUCCCUGCUGGUGACGGGCAUCCGCGCCCAAAGCUUCAACCCUGAUUCUGUUUCCAAAGAACAGAAACUUGCUUGGUGUGAUGCCCAAACAGCUGCUUGCCCUUCUGUUUGCAAGAGCUUUGCCUCAGUCAACAGGUGCAGCGUGAGUGAUUUGACCUAUACCUGCACCUGCGGCGAUGGAUCAACUCCAGACCUUACCAAGUACAAAAACACGAUCCCGUUCUUCCUCUGCACGGAGACCUAUGCGCAAUGCAUCGAAAACCACCCCGAUGACUUGAGUGGCCAAAGAGCCUGCAAGGAGGAGCAAACGAAAUGCAUGGGAACCCUGGACCCUUUUAAGUCUCCGAAUAAAGACCCUGUGCCAACCGCGAGUCGGAAAAAGGUGGACGCUUCUAAAUCCACCGCAACUCCCACCACCACCACACCCACUAAGACGAACGAGCCGGCAGUCACCAGCAACCCAGCAUCAACGCUUCGCGUGGCAGGUGAUUCCUCUGUGGGCAUGCUGAUUGCUGUGUUCAUCGCAGCAUCCAGCUUGUUCGCAUAGACACCCCGUCUGACCGUAACUGCCGGCGAUGUCAUGUUUUGAGUGACUGUCAGAUUGACAGUGUCAUUCGAGUUUUAAAUGUCGAUCAUGCCCUUUCAUUAUUUGCCGGUGAUGAUAUGAGCGACAAGAACGAAAUGAAAGAAAGAACGAGAGAAAGAAGAAGAUGGGUCUCGGCACGAACGCGUGUAGUCCGUAGGAAGUUUUUGUUUUGUUCUCUUUGCUUCUCAAGUCUGUAGUCCUUAAUCCCCCACCAAAACACUGUGAGCACUCCUUUUUCCCUGUGUGAUAUUUUUUUGUAGUCAUGUUUAUGACCAGAUGUAACAUACCAACCGCUGUAGCAAUGGUAGCGAUAAAGUUAAGCACUUCCACGGUAUAAUUCUUUUUACUCGC
Molecule: messenger RNA, 3950 nt
Organism: Blastomyces gilchristii SLH14081
Lineage: Eukaryota; Fungi; Ascomycota; Eurotiomycetes; Onygenales; Ajellomycetaceae
Exons: 5
Coding region: 2985-3560 (191 amino acids)
Source: RefSeq, a predicted model, not a curated record